ACUAUAAUAUGAAUUAAGCUUUCUCCAAUCUUUCAUAUACUUCUCUAUUGCUCUUCUUUUCUUACAAACUAAAUGAGGAAUUGUGAAUUUGCAUUGAUAAUUUUCGUAUGUGCUCUGAUAUUUGUUCAAUGGUCCUUUGUUGCUGCUCAUGGGCCACAAUGCUGCAAGAAUCCCCCAACUUUGAACCCAAACAGUGGAGCUGGGCAUGUUGAAGUUAUUGGUGGCCUCAAUUCAUAUGUCACUGGCUCUUCUCAUUCUAAACUUGCUAUUCUUCUAAUCUCUGACUUUUUUGGAUAUGAAGCUCCAAACUUAAGGAAGCUCGCAGACAAAGUUGCCGCUGCUGGUUAUUACGUAGUUGUCCCUGAUUUCUUCCAUGGGGAUCCCUACAAUCCUGAUAACCCUGACAGACCACCACAAGUUUGGUUAAAAGACCAUGGAACUGACAAAGGAUACGAAGAGGCAAAACCGAUAAUUGAGGCUUUAAAGCAGAAAGGUAUAUGUAAAAUUGGAACAGCUGGCUUCUGUUGGGGAGGUAAAGUGACUGCGCUACUAGCCCAAAGUGAUGCAUAUAUACAGGCAGGCGUUCUGCUACAUCCUGCAGGGGUCACUGUGGAUGAUAUCAAAGGUUUGAAGGUACCAAUUGCUGUUCUUGGGGCAGAGUUUGACCAAGUAUCUCCGCCUGAACUCCUGAAGCAAUUUGAGGAGGCCAUGAAAGCUAAGCAUCCUAAGGUGGAUGGAUAUGUGAAAAUAUUUCCUGGAGUUGCACAUGGGUGGACAAUGAGAUAUGACCCUAAAGAUCCAGCUGCUGUUAAGUCUGCUGAAGAAGCUCAUAAGGAUAUGUUGAAUUGGUUUAAGAAAUACAUCAACUAAGACCACAUCGUCACAUUUUAAGUAUGAAAAUGUGUCAGAUAUUAUGUGCAUAUAUGUUCUAUGACGUUAUAUUGAAGAAAUAAUCACCUAAAUGUGUGACUUGUUGGUUAAUCCAUUCA
Messenger RNA from Chenopodium quinoa (quinoa), 989 nucleotides. Its product is annotated as endo-1,3;1,4-beta-D-glucanase-like. Bases 73 to 870 code for a protein of 265 amino acids. The record is from RefSeq and is a predicted model, not a curated record. The transcript has 8 exons. Gene Ontology annotation, molecular function: hydrolase activity. NCBI's taxonomy places the organism in Eukaryota, Viridiplantae, Streptophyta, Magnoliopsida, Caryophyllales, Amaranthaceae.